Messenger RNA from Triticum turgidum subsp. durum (durum wheat), 1068 nucleotides. The record is from the annotation of a GenBank genome assembly. Lineage: Eukaryota; Viridiplantae; Streptophyta; Magnoliopsida; Poales; Poaceae.
AUGUCUUCGUCAGCGAAGCACGGCACCACCACCACCUCCUCUUCCUCAAUAGACCCGGCAGAAACCGCCUCGUCCUCGUCGUACUUCCUACCAGAGCUGAUCCCACUGGUCGCGAGCCGACUGACGACCCUACAGGAUUUCUUCGCCCUCCGCGCCAUCUGCCGCACCUACCGGGCUCUCCUCCCGCUGUCGCAGUCCAACCUCGCCUCCCAGGCUCCGCUCCUCCUCGUCCCGCACAAGGCAUCUUCCUCGGAAGCCCUCUUCCACAUCCCACUCCGCCGCAUCCUCCGCUUUCGCCUACCCCGCACCCCCUUAGCCCACCGCGACCCCAACAAUGCCGAAUUCCAUUCCUUCGGUUGCCGUGUCGCCAUCGAAGACAGCGAUGCCAUGGGCAGCCACCUCGAGCUCCACAUCUGCCACCUCCUUACAGGCCAGCAAGUCCGCCUGCCCGAUCCCCCAAAAGACUACGAAGGAAUCAUCUUUGCCGGCGAUCUCGUCCUCACCUUUAAUCGAUACUACCACACCGUCCGCUACUGCCGCAUUGGAGGCAAGGACAAUGACUGGCGAGCAGCGCGGUGCGCUGAAGGCUACGGGCUUCGUGACCUGAUUUCCCUGAAUGGCACCCUCUACGCAUUGAUUUUUCCAAAUUACUGCCUCGCUGUCGUCGAGCUUGACAACAGUUACGUGGUAUUGUCGUUUCUUGGUGGUGAAUUGAGUGCAGAGACAGUUGAGAAUUCUUCAAUGUUGAGGCUAGCAGAGUGCCGUGGUGAGCUAUUGCUCAUUAGUGCUGUUAGGUACCCGGUGGGGUACCAAGUUUUCCAGUGGCAAUCUGGGGAUAGGAAGUGGGUGAGGACUACUGCCCUUGGUGGGUGUAGCUUGUUCUUUAAUAUUCUCCAGUUUGCAGGUUGCCUUGGUCCAGAUCAUCCAGCAGUUCAAGGGAACUGCUUGUACAUCAUUAAGUACAAUGGGCAGUGUAUCAAGUAUUCUCUGGUUGAUGGAUCUUCGCAUGAACUCGUUGCCGACUACCCAGGACAACCACGGGCUUGGGUCCUUCCAAGCAUUUGUUGA